Messenger RNA from Penicillium salamii, 2880 nucleotides. Lineage: Eukaryota; Fungi; Ascomycota; Eurotiomycetes; Eurotiales; Aspergillaceae. The record is from the annotation of a GenBank genome assembly.
AUGGCGCUGGAACCAUCCGGCAGUUAUGUUGCUCCAAGCAACCUAGAGCAGUCGAGCUCUUCUCUCCCAAUGUUUGACGUCGAACAGGUGCAGUUGGCGUUCUCUGUCGCUGCGGACUUCGUUGCAGCACAGGUCGCGAACAAUGUGCUUGUAUUAGCAUUGUCGACGAACCGUAUUCUCAGAAUUGAUCUGGACUCCCCAGAAGAUGUCGAAGACAUCGAUCUCCCAAAGAAAUCCUCGGAAGUCGGAGUCAUCCGGCGCAUGUUCCUCGACCCUUCGGCGUCCCAUCUUAUUAUUACCACCACCCUUGGCGAGAACUACUAUCUCCAUGCGCAGUCACCAUCGCGCCAACCGAAACUAUUGUCCCGGCUAAAAGGCGUAUCAAUUGAGAGCAUUGCUUGGAACCCCUCUCUGCCUACCGCCUCCACUCGCGAGAUCCUUAUUGGUGCCACCGAUGGCAAUGUCUAUGAAACCUACAUUGACCCGUCCAGCUAUCGGUUGGAGAAGUACCACGCCCCAGUCUUCCAGGUGCCUGGUGCCUCUCCGGUAGUAGGUAUCUCGGUGGAGUCGGUGUUCUCUCGACCAGAUCAAAAGAGGGUCCUUGUUGCAACAUAUGGAAAGCUACUGCAGUUCAUUGGUCGGGCAGCAAUGUCCAAACAUGGGGGUGGUGGUUCUGUGUACUCGGAGCUGUUCCAGCGUGAGACACCAUCAACCCAUGAAUUGCAGCAUUCAUCUGAGUCUGCACCAUCCUCGCUUGUGGUGUCUCCUCCGUCUUCAGGAGGUUCUCAGGUCGACGGAUCUACUGCAAAGGAAUUUGCGUGGCUCAGCUCAGAGGGUAUAUAUCAUGGGCAGCUUGCGACAGAAUCACCAUUCAAGACUGCGAGAAUGCUUCCACGCUCGGUGUUCCCAGCUUCGGAAUCACCACGUGGAGGUCGCAAGUUGAUCCAAGAUCCGAUCUCUGCGAUGACCCUUUCACAGUGGCAUGUUUUGGCUCUCGUCGGGGGCAAAGUUGUCGCUGUCAACCGUCUCAGUCAGGAAAUUGUUCACAACCAACCAGUGUUGGAACCUGGUCAGAGUGCUCUGGGACUUUUGACAGAUCUGACCAAGAACACCUAUUGGCUUUUUACAAGCCAGGCGAUCUACGAGGUUGUAGCAGGUGAAGAAGACCGUGAUAUUUGGAAAAUUUUCUUGAAAGAGCAGAACUUCGAUGAUGCCCUCGAGUAUGCCCGAGGUGCUUCGCAACGAGAUACCGUGAUGACUGCUUGGGGUGACUCCUUAGCAAGCAAGGGCCACUUUGUGGAAGCAGCCAAAGUAUGGGGCAAGAGCAGCAAAGGAUUCGAGGAAGUUUGCCUCACUAUGAUCGACAAUAAGGAACAUGAUGCGCUGCGGAAUUACCUCCUCUCCCAGCUCGCAACAUACAAGAAGGCGUCCCUGAUGCAAAGAAUAAUGGUCGCAAGCUGGCUUGUGGAAUUAUUCAUGUCCAAGCUGAACUCGCUUGACGACAACAUUGCCACUAAAGCCGAGUUGGCCGGGAGCACGAGCACCGGAGAAAUCAAGGACCAGCUUGGUAACAUCCGAAGUGAUUUCCAGGACUUUGUGAACAGCCACAAGGCGGACUUGGACAAGAAGACAGUAUACGAUAUCAUCAGCAGUCACGGGCGUGAGGAAGAGCUGCUGUUCUUCGCAACCGCCACAAGUGAUCACAAUUAUGUUCUUUCAUACUGGAUCCAACGUGAGAGGUGGCUGGAAGCUUUGAAGGUUCUACAGCGGCAAAGUGAUGCCGAUGUGUUCUACAAGUACAGCAGCGUGCUUAUGACACACAAGCCUACAGAUCUAGUUGAUAUCUUGAUGCGCCAGACGAACCUUGAUCCUGAACGCCUCAUACCCGCGUUGUUGAACUAUAACAAAUCCGCCAGUGUCUCUUCACUCAGUCAGAAUCAAGCUGUCCGGUACCUUAACUUCAUAAUUGUCAACCACCCCAACCCAGCGGCAGCAGUCCACAACACUCUCAUUUCCAUACAUGCCUCCAGCUCCUCAACGUCCGAGGCCGGACUCCUGACUUAUCUCCAAUCGCAACCCUCUUCGCCCCCUCCCUACGAUGCAGACUUUGCACUUCGUCUUUGCAUUCAAAACCAACGAGUUCAGUCUUGCAUCCACAUCUACAGCACUAUGGGCCAGUACUUGCAAGCUGUAGCCCUAGCCCUAGAGCACAAUGAUAUUGACCUUGCCGCCAUUGUCGCCGACCGCCCAGAGGGCAACGACAAGCUCCGCAAGAAGCUUUGGCUCCUAGUCGCGGAAAAGAAGAUUCGCCAGCCUGGUACCGGCAUCAAGGAUGCAAUCGAGUUUUUGCGCCGCUGUGAACUCCUCCGCAUCGAAGACCUGAUCCCCUUCUUCCCUGAUUUCGUCGUCAUCGACGACUUCAAAGACGAGAUCUGCACUGCCUUGGAAGACUACUCGCGACACAUCGAUGCUCUUCGCCAAGAAAUGGACAAUUCUGCGCUCACAGCUCGUCAAAUUCGCGGUGAGAUUUCUGGUCUUGAUACGCGCUACGCGAUUGUUGAACCUGGCGAGAAGUGCUGGAUAUGCUCGCUGCCAGUUCUGAGUCGUCAAUUUUUCGUCUUCCCUUGUCAACAUGCUUUCCACAGUGAUUGCCUAGGGAGAGAAGUUCUGGACGGUGCUGGUGGCAAGAAGAAGUACAUUCGAGAUCUGCAGGCACAACUCAGUAAUGGUGAUAUCUCUUCCUCACGGCGGGAAGAAAUCGUCAAGGAGUUGGAUGGAUUAGUGGCCGAAGCUUGUUUUCUUUGUGGUGACCAUGCCAUCAAGCAGAUCGAUAAGCCCUUCAUUACCGAUUCAGAGACCGCUGAGGACUGGGCCCUUUGA